GAAACACGAACCUGGACCGCGGCUCGUGAGUCCUUGCUGGUUGCGGUGAAGCUAGCGCCACUAGAAAAGGAAGGAGGAGAAGAGAGAGAGAAACAUGAGCGUUUAGGUUUUCGCAUUCCUCUUUCUCUUGCAGUACAGCAGCAGACACGCAGAGGGUUUCUGCUCUUUAAUGGAUGAGGUUUGGGAGAGGGCUGUGGAAACGGCGCUCGACGGCCAAACCGAUUGCGCUUCUGCACGUUCCUUAACCCUGGAUGGCGCAGUGAAAUGCGUACAGGGCCGUCUGCCUCCUCCAAUCUUGCUAGAGAAAUUUGAGAACCUCGAGCACCUCUCCAUUGCAAACGUUGGUGUUUCUUCCCUAGAGAAGUUUCCUCGUCUUCGUCAUCUGCAGAAGCUUAUCCUCUCUGACAAUCGUAUUGCUGGCGGCCUUGAAUUUCUCGUUGAAGCCGGUCUGGAGUCGCUUCGGGACCUUGAUCUCUCUAACAAUCGAAUCCAAUUCCUGGAAGACCUGGCUCCACUUGCGCAGCUUAAGCUUGUCUCGCUCGAUCUCUAUGAGUGUCCUGUCACGCGGAUCAAAGAUUACCGAUCUAAGGUCUUUGGAUUGAUCAAAUCUCUAAAGUACUUGGACAAGAUGGAUGCCGAUGAGAAUGAGCGGCCAGAGUCUGAUGAGGAGGAGGAAGAUGAUGAAGAUGACGAAGAGGAUGAUCCUGGGAGUGGAGAAAUUGAUGGUGAAGAUCGGUCGGGGAAGAUGGGUAAUGGUGGCAGCGUUGGGGGUGGAAGAGUCCUUGUCGAUGUUGAUGAGGAUGAGGAGAGCGAUGCGGACGAAGAGGAGACAGAGAUAACCAGAGUCGCGAAUGGAUCGAUUUCGCAUCAUCAGUCUAAUGGCUAUCGGGUGGCGGCCUCAACAGACGGAGACGAGGAUGAGGAAGAUGUAGAAGACGAAGAAGAAGAAGAUUUGGGUGAGGAGAUUGAUGAAGACGAUGCUGAAGAUGAGGAUGUUGUCGAGGUUCAUGAGAUUGAGGACAGUGAUGAUGAGGAAGAUGGGGUCGAAGAGGAUGAUGGUGGUGAAGACGAGGAUGACGAAGAUGAGGUAGAGGACGAUGAGGAAGAUGCAGAGCCUGGAAUUACGGGGCGUCUGACUAGCACCGAAGGUGAGAUUGAUGGCCAUGAACAGGGAGAGGAAGACGAAAAUGGAGAGAUUGGGGAGGAGGAGCAGGGCGUUGAAGAAGGAGACUAUGAAGAAGAUGACGGUGACGAUGAGGUGAAAACUCUGCUUUUUCUUUCUCUACCUCUGCAAGAGGCUCUUUGUUUAUUUUAAUUUAUUUAUUUUUCCUUAGCAUGCGUCGCAAUUCUUUUAUGCUCACUGUGCUUUGGUUCUUGGUUACUGCAGAAUUUGUGUUGCCCCAAGGAUUUCUUUGUUAAAUAACUGGCGGCUUACUUAAUUUGUUGAAAGAGUUCCCUUUUGUUGGGGAUAGUUGAUAUGAGCCUCAUAAUAGUUGCCAAUGAUUUGUUACCUGGUGUUUCAUUGUCUGUUUUAACUCCAUUCAUUAGUAAAGAUUAGUACUUGCAUGCUUGUCACAGUUCUGUGUAUAUAUUGGUAUAGUAUUAUGCUGACAUUGGUAUAGAGGUGGAAGAUUGCUUGCUUCUAGUUUGAAUGGAAACCUAGCCUGCAGCAUAGGCACAGUAGCCAUAGCUUUAGCAUUAUGCAAGGAUGGCUCCUUAUCUUUUAGGAUGUGAGGGAGCUGUAGCCCCUCAAUUCUGGGCAUCGUCCAAUUUAUAGCUACUUCUUCCCUGAUAUAUCUUAUUACUGCUAUUCUUAAUAAAUAAUUAGUAAUUUGAUUUUCUUCUCUUACACACCUGGUCCACGAUUACAUAAACAAUAGCAAGAAGUAAGGUGCCUAUGCUGCCAGUGGAAAGCCUGAUGCUUUUGUGUAUAAUUGAUGGCAGUAAUUGGAAUUUUCAUACUCAAAACAGGAUGACAAGAUUUCAUACACACUUAAAAAAAUUGAGUUGUCUUUGUUAUCAAUGAAAGUAUUUCUCAUGACACUGCUAUUUUUUUAAUGUUUCUGUAGCUAGUGCUGUUUAGUUAGAAUAUGUACUUUUUACUUUAUUAUACCCCUUAUUUUUAUGUUGGGAUUAGUUAUUGUAAUUCCCCAGAUUUUAUUCCUUUUUUUGGUAGAUCCAUUGCUUUGAUUUUCAACCUGUAAUCCUUAUUCUAAUGUCCAUUAUAUGUCAUUGAUCUUUGAGAA
Messenger RNA from Macadamia integrifolia, 2246 nucleotides. Its product is annotated as acidic leucine-rich nuclear phosphoprotein 32-related protein-like. The transcript is spliced from 2 exons. Gene Ontology annotation, cellular component: nucleus. NCBI's taxonomy places the organism in Eukaryota, Viridiplantae, Streptophyta, Magnoliopsida, Proteales, Proteaceae. The record is from RefSeq and is a predicted model, not a curated record. Gene Ontology annotation, molecular function: histone binding. The coding region runs from base 170 to 1315 and encodes 381 amino acids.